AGGAGGGUCCAGGACUCCCUCAGCGAAACACACAGAUUCGCAGACACACGCGCGCGCACGCACACGCGUACGGCUUGUCAGGCGUGUCAGAGGAGCGCUCGAGCUUCUGUGAGUUGAGAGAGAGAGGGAGGGAGCGCGCGCUCCGCGGUGAGCGGGACCGGACAGACUUGUGAGCGGUGUGAGUUGGAGCAGGUUGGCCGCUUGUUUCCUUCCCGCUCCUGGAGGAUCAUGGUCCUCUGACAGCGGCCGGGCUGCGGGGCGCCGCCGGCUCCUCCUGACCGCAAAAUGAAGCGUCUCUGUCGGAGGCUGGCGGUGGCCGUGGCGGUGCUGGUGUGGCUGGGAGCGCUGGUUUACCUGCUGGUGCUGAGCCGGAGGCGGCUGCCGGAGCUCGGUACCGGAGCAGGAGCAGGUGGUGGAGGCGGAGGAGGAGGAGGAGGAGCGGGAGGCGGAGAGGCGUACAACCAGAUCUCAGAUGCAGAGUGGGAGGACAUGUUGGAGGGUUUUGAUGAGCGGGGUUACCUGACGGCGCGGCGGUGGAAACCCGGUGACGACCCGUACACGCUGUACGCCUUCAACCAGAGGGAGAGCGAGCGUAUCCCCAGCAACCGAGCCCUGAGAGACACCAGGCACUACAGGUGCACCACUCUUCACUACGACUCUGAUCUUCCUCCAACCUCCAUCAUCAUCACCUUCCACAACGAGGCCAGGUCCACCCUGCUGCGCACCAUCAGGAGCGUUUUAAACCGAACUCCGGUUCAUCUCAUUCAUGAGAUCAUUCUGGUGGAUGACUUCAGCGACGACGAGAGUGACUGUCAGCUUCUCACCAAACUGCCCAAAGUCAAAUGUCUGCGCAACAACAAGAGAGAAGGUCUGAUCAGGUCCAGAGUGCGGGGGGCCGACGCCGCCCGGGCAGGCGUCCUCACCUUCCUGGACAGCCACUGUGAGGUCAACAAGGACUGGCUGCCCCCCCUCCUGCAGAGGAUCAAACAGGACCCAACCCGUGUGGUCAGCCCGGUCAUUGACAUCAUCAACAUGGACACGUUCGCCUACGUGGCGGCCUCGGCUGAUCUGCGUGGAGGUUUUGAUUGGAGCCUCCAUUUUAAGUGGGAGCAGCUGUCACCAGAACAGAGGGCUCGCCGGAUCGACCCCACUCAGCCAAUCAAGACUCCCAUCAUCGCAGGCGGGCUCUUUGUGAUUGACAGGUCCUGGUUCAAUCACCUCGGUAAAUACGACACGGCCAUGGACAUCUGGGGCGGGGAGAACUUUGAGAUCUCGUUCCGGGUGUGGCAGUGCGGCGGCAGUCUGGAGAUCCUCCCCUGCAGCAGAGUGGGUCACGUGUUCAGGAAGAAGCACCCGUACGUCUUCCCUGAGGGAAACGCCAACACCUACAUCAAGAACACUCACCGCACAGCCGAGGUGUGGAUGGAUGACUUCCGCCUCUUUUACUACUCUGCUCGUCCUGCAGCUCGAGGGAAAUCUUAUGGAGAUAUCCGAGGCAGAGUGGAACUUCGCAAGAAGCUCAAGUGCAAAUCCUUUAAGUGGUACUUGGACAACGUUUACCCAGAGCUCAAGGUCCCAGACGACUCGGACUCUCAGUCCGGGCCGAUCAGACAGAGGCAGAACUGUCUGGAGUCUCGCAGGGUGGAGGGGCAGGAGCUGCCCGUCCUCACCCUGGCCCCCUGCAUCGGGACGGAGGGCGUCCCCGCCAUCAACCAGGAGUGGGUGUACACUCACGGACAGCAGAUCCGUCAGCAGCAGCACUGUCUGUCUCUGUCCACCACCUUCCCCGCCUCCCAGGUCCUGCUGCUGCCCUGCAACAUGGCCGACGGCAAGCAGCGGUGGCAGAAGUCGGGGACUCACCUGGAGCACCUGGUCUCCCGGUUCUGCCUGGACUCAGAGAUGGCUCUGGACGGGAUGGACUCGUCACGGAUGCUGGUGAUCAGCCCCUGUGAACUGAGCGCAUACACACAGAGAUGGGAGGUCCCCUUCUCCUGACCCCUGACCCCGUGACCUUUCACCUGCCCCGUCACCCAUCCUCCGCCUCAAACACCUGGGCAAGAGACGAGCUGCCCAGACAGAGUGAAGAUGCAUGAGCACGUCAUGUCAAGGUGCUGCGUUCAGGAGAGUCCGACAGAAGGUUGACGAACGUUCGUAGAGUUUUUGAUGCAGAUCUGAAAUCCUGAUGCACUGAGGAUCUGUGCUGGACUGAGACACUGAGACACUGAGACAUGUCGGGUUUGUUUAAAGUGUCAACAUUCGAGGCUGUUCAGAAGUUUGGUGGAGAGUCAGACCAAGUGCACCUUAAAACCCUGAAACUUUGCUUGAGGAAAAAAAUAUCAUCAGAGAAAGUGUCUGUUUGAAUCUGGGAAUUAAGACCAAGCACAACUGGAGGUUUUAGUUCACUUGUUAAAAAAGCACAAACAAUCUGUUGCGUCUCUUCUUGCUCUAAAUUUCAGAACUUCAGUUUGCUUGUGACCACACUGGCUUCUUGGUACAGAAGGUAAAGAUCUCAAACCUCCGAGCGACUCAUCAAACAUCUCAAAUAUUUUUUAUUUCAAUUUUAUUCUCCAGUUGCAAGAAAACUUAAAGUAAACCCC
Messenger RNA from Seriola dumerili (greater amberjack), 2597 nucleotides. RefSeq names its product polypeptide N-acetylgalactosaminyltransferase 14-like (gene galnt14). Gene Ontology annotation, cellular component: Golgi apparatus. The coding region runs from base 286 to 1995 and encodes 569 amino acids. Lineage: Eukaryota; Metazoa; Chordata; Actinopteri; Carangiformes; Carangidae. The transcript is spliced from 15 exons. The record is from RefSeq and is a predicted model, not a curated record.